Symbiodinium pilosum is the source of this 305-nucleotide messenger RNA. NCBI's taxonomy places the organism in Eukaryota, Dinophyceae, Suessiales, Symbiodiniaceae. The record is from the annotation of a GenBank genome assembly.
GCGCCCGGGAUCAGCUGGGUGGCACAGCUGCUGCGGCUGUGUUGGGGCCCUGGGUGAAGCGCCCGGAGACGCUCUCCACAGCCGACCUAACCAACGCCCUUGCCGCUGUUCAGCAGUCGAGCGAUCCGAACAAGAUUCUCUCAUCGCUCAACGCUGUUACAGAGAUGUCAGGAGCCGCCACCGAUUCAGAUGCGGAGUCACAGAAGCAGGUCACUGACCUGGCCCUGACUGCGCUCGAAAGCGUGACUUCCAUCGUCGAGGCGACUGAGGAGAGCUUCCAACAGCUGGGAGAAAGUGUCAACAAG